ACCGUCUCUCCACGCGAUGCCGAGCAGCCCUAAGCGCAGGAGGAUCAUACAAUCAGACGAUGAGGACGAAGAGGAGGAGACAAGCACCCGGACCGUGCAGUCGACGAAAGCAGCGAACGAGUCUGCAGCCGCAGAUUCUGCCAAGGAGCAGUCAGAGGAAAUAGAUGAAGAGCUCGAGGCAUGGCACGUCUUUGCCGAGCAGUAUCACGACAGUGUGGAGCAGCUCCCGCUCGAAGUCCAUCGCAAUUUCAGAUUACUCAGGCAGCUCGAGGACGAGAUGCAGGAAAGCACGAGGAAGUGGCAUGCCGCCGUACGCGAAUACGUCGCGCUCGUCAAUCCAGAACCGCCAAGGCCAACUCACCCAGACGAUCUCGAGACCCUGCCUGCUAGGACAGAUCAGCCGCGGGAAGCUGCACCACACGAUGAGCGGGAGCAUGCUCCUCCUGAAGCAGCCAGUCUUGUUGCGCCCGCAGACGGUGAGGAAAUCCCGCGACCGAUGUCACCCCGCGUAUCGCCUCGAUCAGAGCGCCUCGAUCUGCCCGGACAACGGCCACAUCACGAGCCAGCAGGACAACACGACGACUCGUUAAGAUCGCUGAUGGACAUAGAUGCACCGAGCCAGGACGCAACGGAUGCAGCCCCGAAAGACGCGCCGAAGGGAGAGGUGACGCCUUUGAUGCUAGGUGCCCCUACACCUUCAGCAGAGAAGACGCAACUGCUGCGGCAGGUAAAGCAAGAGAUGGCACGUCUUGCAGCUGCAACGAGCAAGCUAGGCGAAGAGAAAGUCAGCCUGGCCAUCACAGUAUAUCAAAACGUAGACAGGCAUAUACAGCGACUGGACCGAGAUCUGCUCACAUUUGACGAUAGCCUACUCGCCACUCUGCGUGCAAAGGCCGACGCACGACGAGCAGAGGCGGCACCAGCGAACGCGCUCCCUCAAACGGUACCUGCUAUACGCCUCACAAGGCAUCGGGAGCAGCUGCUCGAAGCGGGCAAAGAGAUCGUCCUCGGUUCGAUCAAGAAGAAGGCCGUCUCCGCUCAAGAUCCGAAUCUGCGCGAUAUGCCUGUCGAUCCCAACGAGCCCACAUACUGCUACUGCGACACAGUCUCAUAUGGCGAGAUGGUCGGCUGCGACAAUGAUGACUGUCAGCGAGAAUGGUUUCAUCUGGCCUGCGUGGGUCUGUCCGAGGCACCCACGGGCUCGUGGUACUGCGACGACUGCAUCAAAGCGCUCGGGAUACAGCCCAAAGUCAAGCGCAAGAAGCAACAACGUUAGCUCCUCUGUUGUAGCCACUGCACACGAUACAGGCCUCGCGCUUUGUCCGCCAUCGCGUCAUUCGCUCCAUCCUUGAAGCCUCGAAGGAAGAUGCGCAGGACGGCAGCGCACAGUCUGCGAAUCAUUGCGCGGCAGGGCAUAGCGCACAAACGCUCUCUCGUCCUGCCCCGUCCACCGCUGUCGUGUAGAUGCUUCCAUGCCAGCGCUUCCUUUGCACGGCCGAGUCGUCCGAGCUACACCAUAAG
Messenger RNA from Mixia osmundae IAM 14324, 1521 nucleotides. RefSeq lists its product as uncharacterized. Gene Ontology annotation, cellular component: nucleus. Gene Ontology annotation, biological process: regulation of DNA-templated transcription. The coding region runs from base 17 to 1276 and encodes 419 amino acids. The record is from RefSeq and is a predicted model, not a curated record. NCBI's taxonomy places the organism in Eukaryota, Fungi, Basidiomycota, Mixiomycetes, Mixiales, Mixiaceae. The transcript is spliced from 5 exons.